Molecule: messenger RNA, 1080 nt
Organism: Plasmodium berghei ANKA
Lineage: Eukaryota; Apicomplexa; Aconoidasida; Haemosporida; Plasmodiidae
Product: ubiquinone biosynthesis O-methyltransferase, putative
Exons: 2
Coding region: 1-1080 (359 amino acids)
Source: RefSeq, a predicted model, not a curated record
AUGAAAAAGCAUAUUAUUUAUUGUAAUAAAUAUUUGGGGGCGGACAAAAGUUUUGUAUUAGGUUUUCGAUUUUACAGUAAUAACACAUAUGAUGAAAAGGAAGUAAAUUUUUUUGAUAAUUUAAAUGAUAAAUGGUGGGGUGGAAAAGAAUAUGAAAAUAAAUGUAAUGUUAAAAAUGUCCAUAACAUUUUAAACAAAAUAUUAGGAAAAAAUAUAUAUAGUUUACACGAUUAUAAUAAGCAUAGAUUUGAUUUUAUUUUAAAAAAUUAUGAAUUUUUAUUUUAUGAAAAAAUAAAAAAAGAAAAGCCACAAAUAGAUAUCAACAUUUUGGAUGUUGGAUGUGGUGGCGGUAUUUUAUGUGAGUAUAUUCAAAAUAAUAUUUUUUAUUUUUUAUUGAAAAAUAUAAAUAAUCCCAAAUUAAAAAAAAUAAAUGUAAACAUAGAAGGUAUUGAUGUGUCAAGUAAAUUGAUUGAAUUAUCAAAAAGACGAUUAUAUGAAAGAAAAGAAAAAAAUAAUAUUUGUUAUAAUUUGAAAAAUGAAAUGAAUAUAAAAAAAAAUGAUCAAACUGAUGUAUCUACAGAGACAAAUCAAGAAAGUGAACAAAAUAUUUAUAUAAUCAAUAAGACUAUUGUAAAUAUAAAUUUAAAAUAUAAAAAUUGUGAUAUAUCUGAUUUAGUAUAUUCAAAUAAUUUGGAGAAAAAAAAAUACGAUAUUAUUACUUCAUCCGAAGUGCUUGAACAUAUACCUAAUAAUAAAAAAGAUCAUUUCAUAAAUUGUAUAAGUAAAAUAUGCAAUCCAAUGUCACUUGUUGUUUUUACAACAAUAAAUAAAAACACUAUCUCUUAUUUAUAUUCAAUUGUUUUAGCAGAAUAUAUCACAAAAAUGAUACCGAAAGGAACUCAUAAUUAUGAUUACUUUAUUGAAGAAAACGAACUAAACAAUAUGUGCAAACAAUUUGAGCUUUAUAAUUUAAACACAGAAUAUGUUAUAUAUAUUCCAAUAAUAAGGAAUUAUUUUAAAACAAACAAACUGAAAUUGUUAUAUAUGACAUCAUUUGUUUAUAAAAAUAAUGAAGAAUAA